This is a messenger RNA of Diatraea saccharalis (sugarcane borer), 2199 nucleotides long. The record is from the annotation of a GenBank genome assembly. Lineage: Eukaryota; Metazoa; Arthropoda; Insecta; Lepidoptera; Crambidae.
AUGGCGGCGAAACCAGAGCCAAUUGGACCGCGAAAUGGGCAUGAGUUGGCGCCAUUAAACACGCGAGCGGAUGGCAGCGAGCGGCCUCAUGGUGUCACCAUCGUGCUGCAAGGGUCCAGGGGUUCGCUGCAGAGGGAUUUGCCUGAUGAGGAUAGAGCAGCGUGGUCGGGAAAGCUGCAGUUCUUUCUUUCCAUCAUCGGUUAUUCGGUCGGCCUUGGGAAUAUCUGGCGGUUUCCUUAUUUGUGUCAGCAAAAUGGUGGAGGUGCCUUCCUCAUACCAUUUAUGAUAAUGUUAAUCCUGGAGGGUAUACCACUAUUCCUCAUCGAGAUGGCAAUCGGCCAGAAGAUGCGCCUGGGAUCCCUCGGUGUGUGGAAUACCAUCCAUCCGUGGUUAGGUGGCAUCGGCAUCUCCAGCUGUAUGGUGACACUGUUUGUGGCAUUAUACUACAAUGUUAUCAUUACUUGGGUGUUCUUUUACCUCUUCAACAGCAUCAGGCUAACAGCCGACCAGCUGCCCUGGUCUCACUGCCCUCAAGAUAACAGCACAGCAGAAGAAGAGUGCACUAAAGCCACAGCGACUGUCUACUUCUGGUACCGUGAGGCUCUAGACGCCGCCCCCAGCAUUGAAGAGCCAGGCAUCCCACGUUGGUGGAUAGUGUUAUAUCUACUGCUGGCUUGGAUCAUAGUCUUCUUUAUUGUGAUGAAGGGCAUCCAGAGUAGUGGGAAGCUGGAAAAGCUGCUCCAACCGACCGUGUGGCUAGAUGCUGCCACCCAAGUAUUCUAUUCGUUCGGGCUCGCGUUUGGGUCUUUGAUCGCAUUCGGUUCUUACAAUCCUCCAAACAACAACUGCGUGAGGGACGUGUUACUUGUGUCUGUGUGUAACGCCCUCACUGCAAUAUACGCCUCUGUUGUCAUAUUCAGUAUACUGGGAUUUAAAGCUUUCACUAUGACGGAAAACUGCAUUGCAAAGCAGACGAAGUUACUGGCGUUACAUCACAUCGAUGGCUUUAUGGCCAACUCCUCAAGCGACUUCUACUACGAGAACUUCCCGAAAAUUAACGCUUCCGUCCUGACGCGCCUCAACAUCACCGAAUGUACAAUUGGAAAACAACUGGAAGAGGCAGCAGAAGGCACUGGAUUAGCAUUCAUAGUAUUCACGCAAGCUAUACUGAAACUGACACCGGCCCCGUUCUGGUCCGUGACUUUCUUCCUGAUGCUGCUGUCUCUGGGGCUCGGUAGUCAGAUUGGCAUUAUGGAGGGAAUGCUUUGCACCAUCUUUGACAUUGAUUUCUUUAAAAGGCUCAGCAAACCCGUCAUCACUGGCGUGGUGUGCGCGUUCUGUUUCCUGGUGGGUUUGAUAUUCACAACUGGCGCGGGCGAGUACUGGCUGAAGAUGUUCGACUCGUUCGCUGGCACCGUCGGACUGGUUGUGGUCGCGUUGAUGGAAAUGAUCGCCGUCAUAUACAUAUACGGACACGAGAGGUAACAUUUACUAUAGUGGCAUUCCACGCGAAGCGGACAGCUAAAAAAAGUUGAUGUUUCCGAUUUCAGAAAUAUUUGAGUAUGUUUUACCUACACAUGUCCUUGAUACGUAUACCAAAUAUUUUUGUAAUAUAGUGCCUAGUUAGAGAGUUGUGGGACUUUGAAAUUUUGACCAACGAGUGGGCAUGCAGUACUUCAAAGCCGAUUACCAAGUCAUAAGAUUAUAGAUAUAAAUAAUUAAACUUAUGUAUUUAUUACUUCAUCUAAUAAGGCUUUUAACUGAAUACGAAAAAAAAAUUUUAUUUCAUUGAAAAAAAUGCGAUUUAAUUUUUUAAUCUUCAUUUUCACGAAGUUAGACUGUUUCGAUUUUUUUUAUUUUUAUUCUAAAAAUAGAUAAUAUUGUAAGGAGCAUUCGUGCUAAGUUUUAUAAUGGGCGUGAAAGUGGUUUAAGAGCUAGACUAGAAACACUGUCGAAGCGUGGCGUCUCUGACUCCUGCCCUGCGCCGCGCUUGACGCUUGCCACCUGCGUGAGCUUGGAGAUUACAGUUUUUCUUAAAGAUAGUUUGAUAUAUUAUGAUAUUUAAAUAAAAAUGAUUUUUUUUUUAAAUUAAUUACAUGGUUAUUUCCAAGUUUUUACAAUUUCAAAUGCUUCGCUAUGACUCGUGCGUUUUACCAUAAUACUUUCAAUAAUAGGAAUGAAGGCAUGAUAUUUUUUUGA